This is a messenger RNA of Chara braunii, 959 nucleotides long. The record is from the annotation of a GenBank genome assembly. Lineage: Eukaryota; Viridiplantae; Streptophyta; Charophyceae; Charales; Characeae.
CCCUGACUCUCGUUCAUGCAAAGCAGGAGGAGGCAAAUGAGCGUGCCAACCAGCAUGGAGGGCUGGUGCAGCCAGCACGGGAGAGAUGGGCACUCAUCGUGAUGAAGUUGAAAUCCUGGGGCAUUCACAGAGAUAUGUCAAAUUCCGCUCGUCGAUGGGAGAAUUUGUCCCGCUGCUUCAGAAAACUUUAUCGCCAUGAAGUGUACCGACUGAACUGUUCCUCGGAGAGACCUUCGUUCAGGAGGAUGUCAUUUAGCGAGAAGAAGGAGUUGAACAUGCCCUUCCAAAUGGAACCAAGGGUGUACAAGGCGAUGAAGGAGUUUUUCACAUCCGUCGACGAAUGUGGUCUAAAGGCAGAAACAACUCUUGCCCUCUGUGCUGGCGAGGGCUCUCCUGGUGACACCACGGACGAUUUUGUGGAAGGUGAAACGAAGGAUUGUGGGCGUAUCAAGGUAGAGGUAGCCCCUAUGGACCUUAUCCCUUCCGUUCCCGCAGUUGUGGAAGGUCAGGGAUGUUGUAGUUCCAGUCCGAAUUCUGGUGAUGAGGGGGAUGGGCCCAACAGUGGGACCCGUCCUGCAGUUGAUGCGGGCAGCAAUUGCCCAUUGUCAAUCGCAACCGCAAUCAGCGAUCUCACGAAAGCGGUGCUGGGCGGAGGAGAGGCAUUCACAAGUCCCUAUGCCAUGGCGGCACAAAGGGAAACUGAUCUCGUCGCUGAUUCUCAUGACGUGGUGCUUGAGCAAAUGCAGGUUGUUCGUGAGGCUGACUCUUUGGUAGAUGAUAGGCACCAGAUGCUGCUGUCUACGCUUCGUGGGAUCAACACCACACUGGAUUCCAUUCUCUCGAAUAUGGCGAGGACGGAUCCACAAGGCGCCUUGUGUAGUUAAUGAGGUCAUCCCUGUUACUGUAUUUGCAAGAACCCUCUCCAUCACAUUUCUGUACAUCCUACCCCUUAAGCGCGA